CGUCGAAAUCGUCAAGCGAGAAUAUUGUCGCCCAAAAAUAUGACAGAUGUCUUGCUGAUCUUGUAGUCAAGGCUGGCGUCGGUCUCGGUGUUGGCGUGGUGGCUUCAGUCAUCCUCUUCCGGAGACGUACUUGGCCAAUUGCAUUAUCGACCGGUUUCGGACUUGGGGCAGCCUACGCAGAUUGCGACCGUUCCUUUAAUCCAGCACGCGUACCAGGAACUAGACUUGCCGUCAUUCCUUCUUCUGACGCACCCGCACCCGCACCUGCAAAGCAAUGAUAGAUUUCAUACUGUCCGUCAAUUACUCCCAUGACAACAGGCUGGAAGUUGCAUAAGUAGUGUUGCAAAGGCUCCAAUGCACAUGGCUCAAACAGAGCGCCGAAAACACUGUUUUGCUCGAACGUGCUUUGAGUUUGUUCUUAAUACUUAGAAUACAUAAUACAAUGC
Fomitiporia mediterranea MF3/22 is the source of this 446-nucleotide messenger RNA. Its product is annotated as DUF543-domain-containing protein. The transcript has 5 exons. The annotation marks the transcript as partial. Gene Ontology annotation, cellular component: mitochondrion; MICOS complex; mitochondrial inner membrane. NCBI's taxonomy places the organism in Eukaryota, Fungi, Basidiomycota, Agaricomycetes, Hymenochaetales, Hymenochaetaceae. The record is from RefSeq and is a predicted model, not a curated record.